GAGAGAAGAGAGAGAGAGAAGAGUCUAGACAGCUAGAGAAGUCUUGGAACAGAACAAGAUUAAAGGACCUGAUCAAAAAACAAGCUUCCCGUCAAAGCUUCCAGCUUCUUGAUCAUCUGUUAAUUCUUCUCUCUUUAUUCCUACCUCGGCCUCCAUGUCUGAUGAAUCUAAAGAUCAGCUUUACUUCCAUGAAUAUCUGUUCCAAGAUAAUCAGAAUCUUGCCAGUGGAAGUAGUAGUACUGGCUCGUACAAUCACAAGCCUCCAGCUUCCAUUGCUGCUGCUUCAUCUGCUUACAGUUCGCAGGGUUUUGAUCCUUCUAAUUACAUGAGCUUCACCGAGUGUUUGCAAACACCCAUGGACUAUAAUUCCAUGGCAAGCGCCUUCGGUUUGUCGCCUUCUUCCUCCGAAGUGUUUGCUUCAAUGGAAAGCAACCCAAAGCCGAUGGAAGUUGGAGAUUUAGGUGGUGGUGGUAGUGAUAUUAUUCUUGUGACUCCAAACUCCUCGAUCUCUUCCUCCUCCACUGAGGUUGGUGCCGAAGAAGAUUCAGGCAAGAGUAGCAAAGAUAAGCAGCCAAAAGAAACAGAAGUUGGAGGGGAAAGCUCUAAGAAAGUGAGCAAAGCAAAGAAGAAAGGAGAUAAGAAACAAAGGGAGCCACGGUUCGCCUUUAUGACAAAGAGUGAGGUUGAUCAUCUGGAAGAUGGAUAUAGAUGGAGAAAGUAUGGACAGAAGGCUGUCAAGAAUAGCCCUUUUCCAAGGAGCUAUUACCGGUGUACCACUCAGAAGUGCACGGUUAAGAAACGCGUUGAGAGGUCAUUCCAAGAUCCAUCCACCGUGAUUACGACAUACGAAGGUCAGCACAACCACCCAAUCCCCGCAACGCUUAGAGGAAAUGCGGCUGCAAUGUUCCCACCUUCCAUGUUCACACCGCCGAUAGGGGGACGACCAACCUUUAUUCCCCAAGACUUUUUUGCUCAGAUGCCUCAAAUUAUGAGCAGUAGUACAAGCCAAGCUGGUGGGGGUACUGCACCCGGCUCCAUUAAUUACUCGCAGAUUAAUCCUAAUUACCCUCAUCACCAGCAGUACCAACUUCCUGACUACGGACUUUUGCAAGACAUUAUUCCUUCUAUGUUCCUUAAACAAGAGCCAUGAUCGUUGAUCGAAAUAUCUCUUUCUUUCUUUCUCUGAUCUCAUUGUAAAUAUUCUUACUAGUUAAUUAUUUACAUCUUUCUUUACAUCUUUCUGAUGACUUUAAUCCCAGAGAGUAAUUGAUGAGUUUUCCUUCACUUGAUCAUCUUUGUUCUCGGGAAGCGUAGAACUCCACUUCACAAGGUCGAUUUAGAAGCUGUGAAAGUUGAGUCUUUAUAUUAAAGGCAACCUGCUUAAAUUGCACGCCUCUGUGGCGAGAUGCAUGUAUGGAAGCAGAUGAGGUUUUGGUACGUGCUGCAGUACUUCAUUACUUAUAUGAGUAGUACUGGUGCAUGGUUUCAGAGAAAGAACAUGUGUACGGCACAUAUAUAGAUCAAUUCUGUUCAAUCGGCCGAGAGCUAGCUAGCAUCCAGCUUGUUUGAUGUAUGAUAUAUGAACAUCCUUUGAGGAUUAUCAAA
Juglans regia (Persian walnut) is the source of this 1605-nucleotide messenger RNA. Its product is annotated as WRKY transcription factor 28-like. Gene Ontology annotation, biological process: regulation of DNA-templated transcription. Gene Ontology annotation, molecular function: sequence-specific DNA binding; DNA-binding transcription factor activity. NCBI's taxonomy places the organism in Eukaryota, Viridiplantae, Streptophyta, Magnoliopsida, Fagales, Juglandaceae. The record is from RefSeq and is a predicted model, not a curated record. Bases 155 to 1150 code for a protein of 331 amino acids. The transcript has 3 exons.